This is a messenger RNA of Lonchura striata (white-rumped munia), 453 nucleotides long. It is a transcript of the gene MSGN1, whose product is annotated as mesogenin 1. Gene Ontology annotation, biological process: regulation of transcription by RNA polymerase II; mesoderm formation. The record is from RefSeq and is a predicted model, not a curated record. Gene Ontology annotation, molecular function: protein dimerization activity; RNA polymerase II cis-regulatory region sequence-specific DNA binding; DNA-binding transcription factor activity, RNA polymerase II-specific. Lineage: Eukaryota; Metazoa; Chordata; Aves; Passeriformes; Estrildidae. Gene Ontology annotation, cellular component: nucleus.
AUGGACAAGCUGCACGAGGCGCUGAUGCACAUGGAAGACGCUCUGGCUUCGGAGCACGCCGCCUGCUUGGCGCCCUGGGACUGGAAGGGCUCCGCCGGGCCUCUGGAGCUGCGCCCGCUGUCGCCGGCGCUGGAGCCGUGCUGCUCGCCGCCCUGCCCGGCGGCCGAGGCGCCGCUCGGCGCGCUGGCGCUGGCCGAGCUGCCGGCCGGCCGCGGGCCCGGCCCGGCCCGCGGGCCCAAGGCGCGGAUGUCGGCGCAGCGCCGCAGGAAGGCCAGCGAGCGGGAGAAGCUGCGCAUGAGGACGCUGGCGGACGCGCUGCACACGCUGCGCAACUACCUGCCCCCCGUCUACAGCCAGCGCGGCCAGCCCCUCACCAAAAUACAGACCCUCAAGUACACCAUCAAGUACAUCGGCGAGCUGACCGAGCUCCUCGACAGCGGCAAGCGCGCCUAG